Messenger RNA from Seminavis robusta, 1567 nucleotides. NCBI's taxonomy places the organism in Eukaryota, Bacillariophyta, Bacillariophyceae, Naviculales, Naviculaceae. The record is from the annotation of a GenBank genome assembly.
CCCAAAACGAGGACGGGAAGCUUCACGAUAUUGGGUAUCAAUCAAUGCACACAAAACGCCAACAACCAAAGCAAAACACAACAACAAGACUACCAACAACAUAUUAUCUACACCAGAAGCCAAGACAAUGGUAUCGGAACUCAGUGCCAGACUCCUAAAGGGGUACAAUAUUACUUACACUACCGCCUCGGCAAGAACGGGAAAGCGGACAUCAGAUAUCAGUAGCAGCAAUUCUUCAUCAAGCGGUGGAAGCUCCAUUGGAGAGCAAGAAAGUCGAAAAACAGUGGAGAGUACACGAAUAGGACUCCCUGCUCGGAGCACCACUUCCUCUUCUUCCCCCAGUCACGAAAGCAACGAUGAAACGGAACGCCUGAGCAACCGGGAUGCCUGCUUCAAGCGACGCAAGAUUGAUGAGCUUCGAUUUGCUGCUAGCAAGGUGAAGGGUGACCUGGAAAAGGGAGGGCUUCCUUUCCCCUCUAUCCACGCCAAAAAGCCCCGUGCAUUGGAAGGUUACGACAUUGACAUGAGCAACGUUCAGCUCUUGAAUUCCAAGUCCGUCGAAGCAUCUCCCUUUCUCACCAAGAUUACAAUGAAACGACCCUACCAAUCUCUUUGUGACAUUGAACAGCUCUUUGCUGAGACACAAAAGGUAUACUCCAAGCGAUGGAUUCAGGGAGACGUAUCAGACUGGGGUGACAAGAGCAGUGCCGGUUCCCUAACCUCUGACAGCGAAUCCAGUUGCGUGGUGGAUAUCCCUCCUCUCCUGGAAGAUGCUCUCAAAUACAAGUCUACCGAGCACGACAGUCGCAAGGCGGCUGCCGUUACACUCGAGACCAUUGCAAUGGGGAAUGCCUUGGAAAACAGCAGUGAGCCAAGACUGGUGACACUGUCCUUUGCUCCCUUUAUCAUCAUCCAUGUCAAUGCCGCCUAUUCUCGCAUGACAGGUCUGGCGGCCAAGGACGUGCUGGGAAAGGCAUUUCGUGAUGUUUUCAAGGACAAGCGAUGCAAAGCCAUGGCAGCCCAUGUCUCCUCCUUGGCUUCCAUGCAUGGUCAGCUCACCAGCAUUUCCACGAUCCGACAAGACAAGCGAUGUCAUUGCAGCCUCAAGGUCUCCCAUGUGGGCGAUCCAAAUGACAAGACGCCGGCUACACAUUGCAUGAUUGCCUUGCAGCCUACCAACAAUCAGGAAAUGCCCAACUUUGCUGCCUCUCAACCCAUCGUGACAUCAGUUCCCAAGAACUCUCUACCCUCCAUGGUCAUGGGAUAAAGAGAGAGACAACAGCGAGAUGUACACAAACAAACACGAACUGCUCUUGUAUUUACAAAAAGAAACCAGAUCGACCAAUGCACAAACGAAACAACUUCUAAAUGGACUUCUUUGUACAGAAAAGAAAAAGAACCAAAGCAACCUCCUCAAGCAACAACCAUGUUAUUAACCCUGCCUGAAGGAACGACAAACUGUGGAUGGCUAUGUAUACAUCCUGCCAUUCACAUGAUCACUGCUACUUCUUCCAUACUAGUAAAUUGGCAAUACAUUAUUUCAAUAGAUCAAUCUGUUUACCCUUCU